Aplosporella prunicola CBS 121167 is the source of this 536-nucleotide messenger RNA. RefSeq lists its product as uncharacterized. NCBI's taxonomy places the organism in Eukaryota, Fungi, Ascomycota, Dothideomycetes, Botryosphaeriales, Aplosporellaceae. The coding region runs from base 218 to 493 and encodes 91 amino acids. The record is from RefSeq and is a predicted model, not a curated record. The transcript has 2 exons.
CUGGCAGGACGGCGGGGCGGCAGGACGGUAUGGGUGUAUUCAUGGCACGCCAUCACGCUACAGCAUGGAGAAUUCAGUUAGGCGAAAAGAACGAGGCAUCAUUGUUGUUGUCGGCAGCCGUGCGGACCUAAUAUCCAGGAAUGGCAGAGGAGUGAAUGCCUAACACGGCGGCGAGUUCAGCCGCGGGCGUGGGAAGAGGAAGGCGGCGCGGCGAGACAUGGCGACCGUCCGUUGCGACCGGUCGCUGCUCUUGCCUAUAAAAGUUCCCCGGCAACUGCGAACUGACCCUCCUUCCUCUCUCCCACCACCUGUUCUCCGCAAGCCAAUUCUCCCACCCUUGGCUGGCUCCUCUCCAGAUUGUUUUCGCUGGGGGCGUCGGCGACCCUCCCGCAACUCCAUCUCCAAGCAUUCUACUGUGUAUGUUAUACAGUGCCUUCUAGCUGUUGCCAGAGCUCCGCAUCAACCAUUCGCGCCGUCGAACCUGUCCGCCUAGCAAGCACUCUUCAGAAGGUGCUCAUUAGACGAUCCACCUCCCG